AUGUCUGUUCGCACCCGAUGCUCCUUCCUAGUGGGAGUGCUGGUGUUGCGCUUCAUGGGAGCAGAGUGCAAAGUGCAAUCAGGGACUUUGACGUUUGGAGGGGCAGCAGCGGAAGAGCAAGAGCAGUGGAGAUUCCUCGGCAAGUUUGGAUAUGCGAUUGGCACAGGGCGUUAUGAAAUUCGGCUGAGGCUACACAACACCUUGCAUGAGGACCAGGUUUUGCCGAGACCCGACUUGGAGAUUUUCCUUGACGAGGAUUGGCCGAAGCAGGGGCGCUUCUCUGCUUGCAAGCGAGCGCAGGAUGUGCCGGCUCGGAAGACCCACGGAAUGCUUGUCCCAGGGCAGCUUGGCGAAUGGGGUCCGUGGGAAGUUGGAAUGCUGUAUCAGACAAUUCGGCCGCACAUUUGGUAUUUUGCCCUCUCCGACUGCCCAGAUCAGAUUGCACGAGGCAUGCCUGGAAACCGGAGCUUCGGUUAUACGGUGGACUAUGAGAUUCGUUGGAGGCAGUUUGAUGACUCAGAGCUGAGUUUGGAAAUGAGGUACAUGCCGGUAGCCACCGUGUUAGUUUUGCUGAUGCUCACAGCGAUGGCGUGCUGGUUCCUUUCGAAAAGCCGGGUUCUUCGUCAAAGCUUAGGCCGGCUUCAUCCUGUAGUUCGUGGUCUGCUCUUUGCAGUGGGCCUCCACUGGGUGUCACAGGCACUUCACCUAGCACACCUUCUGACUUAUAAGAAGAAUGGUCAAGGUCUGCCAGCUGCAGACGGACUCGCAGAGGUGCUUUUCAUGUUGAGCCAAGUUGCCAGCGCCUCUUUAUUGAUUGCAAUAGCUCAGGGCUACACCCUGAUCCGCUCCAAGUUAAAGGAGGUCGAACUCCUCGUGCCCGUGGUGACCGUGAUCACGCUCUUGCACGUAGCUCUGGUGGCCAUCGGGAAGAUGCAAGCCGAGGAUUUUAAGUACCACGAGAAUGAGGGCCUUGUUGGCUGGAUCCUGCUUUCAGUUCGCCUCAGCCUCUUUGCCUGGUUUCGUAGUGGCAUUCAGAGGCUGCGGACGGCAGGAGGUAUGAAGCUGCAAAACUUCUUGCGGACGUUUGAGAUUGCUGGGUCGGCAUACUUCCUGGCAUUCCCAACUAUCUUCAUACUGGUUCAGGUUCUGGCGCCCUACCUUCAACACCCAAUCUUGCAGACAGCCUUGCUGGCUGUGCAGACGGCCUCAUGGCUGUGGCUGGCAGAUCUCUUCCUGAAGCGUGGCAGCUAUUUCGAGGUCUCGGAGCUGAGUGCCUCGAUGCUGCCUGGGGCCCGCGGCAGGGCCGAGCUCAGUAGCUGGCAGUCCUCAGAGUUUGAGAGCUGCAGCCGGUCUGGGACACGUCGGCGCACCGCCGUUUGGUCAAGAUUACCAGAGGGAGAUGAAGGAAAGAUGUCCAGCUCGAUGGGAGAGUAUAGCAGAGAUUCGCGUAUCCGAACUGCUCACUUGGGUGCGUAG
Symbiodinium pilosum is the source of this 1476-nucleotide messenger RNA. The record is from the annotation of a GenBank genome assembly. Lineage: Eukaryota; Dinophyceae; Suessiales; Symbiodiniaceae.